AUGUCAGCAUCGGCAGGACGGGCUCGGACGCCGAAGCCCUCGACGAGCUCGGUUCAAAGAGCGGCGGUUGCCACAGCGUUAACAUGCCGCGCAAAAAAAGUUAAAUGCUCCGGAACCGUGCCAUGCCAAUAUUGCUCAAGGAGAUCGCUACCCUGCUCGAUUAAUCCUCAUGGCCCUCGAAGAGUAUACUCAGCAAACAAAAUCGCCGAGCUUGAGAGUCGACUGGAAAGAUACGAGGAGCGUAGUGACAGCGCUGCGAGUUUCAAUGCCACAUCUGCAUCAUCAGAUUUACCAAAUGAUGCCCCCCAAGAUGAAAACCCUAUCUCUCAAAGCCAGAACGAGCCGCUUCCAACCCCGGGCAAUCCGACGCUGCCCCAGUUCGCCAACUCAGGUAACGGGAUCAACUCUCAGCCUAUCUCUUCUUUGACACCUCGACCACCCGCUUCCUCGGUCUUCGCACCUGAGCCUUCCUUAAGCUCAAGCAAUCGAUUCGGUAGAAAGGUUCAAGAGGUUUUAACCAGGUCUGGCUCCGCAAGGUCAUCGGACGUUGUUCCAACCCCUAGUCCACACCACCCUAGUCAUUUGGGUUGUUCUCCCAGAGUCACAGCCAAACAUGCACCCCAACUGCCAAACGAGGAUGAGGCUUUCCGCUUACUCGAGGCCGUGAGUUUGUUCAUAGGACAAUCACAAAGUCACUACGAUUCCAGAGAGAUAUCUGACCGGCUUUGGUACAUCCAAGUGAUAAUCAUCUUGGCUAUAGGAAAGCUUUAUGCGGCCAACUUUGAGCAAGGGGGACACGACUUGCUGGGACAAGAACUCUUUGGUUUUGCUCAGCAAAGCUUUCCGUCGAUGAGUGUCCAGUAUGCCAACGGCAGAUUAGGGGUAGAGCUCAAUGCACUGAUGGCCAUGUAUCUGCAGAUGAUGGAUCGAAAAGAGGAGGCUCAUCUCUACAUAACCAGUGCGCUGCGACUCGCGACUCUUCAUGGCUAUCACCGGGAGAAUGCACGAGGGAAGCUUCUUCGGUCUGAAAAGGCUCAGAUCAACAGGUUGUGGUGGACUGUUUAUAUGCAAGAAAGGCGUCUCGCUGCAGCCACUGGAACCCCUUCCGGAAUCAACGACGAUGCGAUAGAUCUACCUCUUCCUUGGGACGCAUCCGGAUUCCCGCCCGCCGCUGCGAUUCGCGCCAAUAUUAGAAUUGCCAGGGUUACCGGGAAAAUCAUCACCAACCUAUACGGCACCAAAUUUGAGAGUGAAGAGGAUUUUGUAUCCAAUGCCCAGCAAAUCAUCAAGAACUUCUUUGACAUAUCAACCGAGAUCCCCUCAGAACAAUUCUUGAAUCUCGCUGGCAGUAACUCGAAUGUGUCUCUGAGGACAGCCGCCUCUCUCCAUCUGAUGCUCUAUCAGACAGCUUUGUUGGCCAUACGCCCACUCAUGCUCCGCAUUACGCAGCGGCACGCAGGGAAAGCUAUCAAAGACGUGCUCAGAAGCCGCGAGACGGAUUCUCAAGGUCAUCAUCGCCCUCAAGCAAAGGAACCUACAUCGUUAACAAAUUUAGCUGUUUAUGGCUUUUUUGAGUGUGAUGCAAUCUUUUCGGCGGUAUUUAUUAUGCUGCUUACCAAGAUAUUUGACUCGUCAUGCAAGCCAGAGGAUAGGAUCAAUCCCUCUCCGGGUUUACAGGAAGCUAUGGACAUGCUUCAGUACCUCGCUGAUCGGGGCAACAUAUUUGCAAGAGAGAGGUUUCGAGAAGUCCAGGGUGUCUGGGACCAUCUUUCAGCGACUAUGCAAGUUCCGGAAAGUCAGCUACCUUCAACGUUACGUGCUCGCGAAAUAAAUGGGGAUCAAGAGGAAAUGCGUCAAGAUAUGCUACCGUCGCAUGAAGGUCAGUCUUGGGGCACCUCGAUGUGGAACAACCAUCCGGCCAUGUGGCUUCCCAUGGAUCUUGCCAGUGAUGGUCACACGGUGGGCAGUCUGGUUGCAGACCUACCGCUCGAGGAUGCAUUUCAUCAGUACCAGUCACUCUUCAACGAUCCAAAUUGGACUUUAACCGGCCAAGAUGUUGGGGACUUUGCUGAACUUCGAAGGCAUGUGUUCUGGCUGAACCCCUAG
This is a messenger RNA of Fusarium vanettenii 77-13-4, 2106 nucleotides long. RefSeq lists its product as uncharacterized. NCBI's taxonomy places the organism in Eukaryota, Fungi, Ascomycota, Sordariomycetes, Hypocreales, Nectriaceae. The coding region runs from base 1 to 2106 and encodes 701 amino acids. The record is from RefSeq and is a predicted model, not a curated record. Gene Ontology annotation, molecular function: zinc ion binding; DNA-binding transcription factor activity, RNA polymerase II-specific; DNA binding. Gene Ontology annotation, biological process: DNA-templated transcription; regulation of DNA-templated transcription. The transcript has 11 exons.